AGUAUGCGGUGUAAGGGGGCAGCCAAUUGGCAGACUAUCCACUCCAUGUGUUCUAGUCUUUCUUGCUUAUUGUAAACUUAAACAAUGAACCCCUAAACUUCGUGGCUCAUUGUCAACAUUUUAUUCUUCAAGACUCUUGGUGUGACACUGUGGGCGUUCGAUCUCGAACGUUGUCGAGUCCAUGUUUGGGGGUAAGUUUUGGCAGCCCAUCUCGCUGGAUUAAAUGGAACUUGAGGGCCAAUGGUGGAAGGGACAACUUGCAGGAGACAUACACCAGGCUCUUCGUCUGAAGGAGCUCAAGUUGCCAGUCUACAAAGGCCAGUCUCCACAGCUUGGCCUGAGGCGGUACUUUGCAGACCUCAUCGCAGUGGUGAGCAAUCGCUUCAAACUGUGCCCCACAGCCAGACACCUUGCAGUUUACCUGCUGGACCUCUUCAUGGAUCAUUAUGAUAUCACAGUUCAGCAGCUUCACAUCGUCGCCCUGUCCUGCUUGCUCCUGGCCAGUAAAUUUGAAGAGAGGGAAGACCGGGUGCCCAAGCUGCAGACCCUGAACAGCCUGGGCUGUAUGAGUUCCAUGAGCCUAGCCCUGAACCGGGAGGGGCUGCUGCAGAUGGAGCUUCUCCUCCUGGAGACCUUCAACUGGAACCUGUACCUGCCCACGUCGGCCCACUUCAUCGAGUACUACCUAUCCAUGGCCGUGCACGAGGAGGACCUGCAGGACGGCUGGCCUCUGGUCUGCCUGGACAAGACCGUGGUCUACAUGAACAAGUACGCAGACUAUUUCCUGGAGGUCUCCUUACAGGAUCACAUCUUUGUGAGCUUUGCUCCGUCUCUGGUAGCGGCAGCGUGUGUGGCGGCCUCUCGCAUCAUCCUGCGCCUGUCACCGACAUGGCCCAACCGGAUCCAGCACCAGGCCCUGUAUCCAUGGGAACACUUGCUGCCCUGCGUGGAGCGACUGCUUCUUGCUCACGACAAUGACCUGAAGGAGGCCAGCAAGCAGAAGGGACAGCAGCUGGUUACCUCCCAGCCCUCUGCCAUGGCCUUCAACCACACACAGACCCAGAGCAUCACAGUCCAGCACCAGUACCUCCAGCGGCCCGGGAUACACGCACAGUACCCCCAGCAGAACCGGCCCCAGCCCGGACUCGCCCAGGUACGUGGCCCUGCACCACCUUACCUGGCCCAUGGUACCACAAUCCAGCCCGGGGGGACAAUGACACAGGGACAGGCCCAGGUCCUCGCAACAUCGCUGGAGGGAACUAAAGGGAACAUUGCUGCCCGGGGUUAUCCACUGAACAUGUUGUAUACCUGCGCUACUCCACAGUUUGAAAGGUGAUGGCAGCUCUGACCUUGUCGGUGGAUGGCGGGAUGAAGAGAGGGAGGUAUGGAUGGAUGGAUGGAUGGAUGGACGGACGGAUGAACGGAUGUAAGGAUGGAUGGAUGGAUGAAUGGAAAGACGGCUGGGCAAGUAUUCAGCAGACUCUAAUGGGUGACCAGGGUAACCAAAGAACACCGCCUGUACCUCAUCAGUGACUUGAAGGAUUAACUGAAACAAAUGUUGUAAAUAAACUACCAAGCCAUGUUCCUUUUUAAAGUAAAAUGCAAAAAAAAAGUCUGGUCAAGAAGUGGUAGGAAUUCAGUGUUUCAUUCUGAGUUGAGCAGAAUUGGGUUGUUUGAAUGUGCAAUAGUAUUAUUUUUCUUUUCCUUUUUUGCCUGUCAUCCACUGAUUAUGUAUGUGGGUUUUUGUUUGCCUAAGUCUCUCCCACGAAAUCGUGCGAUUUUGUUAAAUUGUAUUUUUCAAUGCAGACUUUUGUGAGAAACGUAGGUGUCUAGUUAUUUUUACGAGUAGGUCUAUCUGGAUGUUUAUUUGUGUGCUGCUACCUCAGAAACAUUGAAUGUUGACUGCUGUCCUUUGAGCUGUACAAGUGCACUUUGAGAUUGGGUCAUGUUUUUAAUAAAAACACGGCAUGGUGAAUAUGAACAUCUCCAACAGA
Engraulis encrasicolus (European anchovy) is the source of this 1994-nucleotide messenger RNA. It is a transcript of the gene ccnj, whose product is annotated as cyclin J. The record is from RefSeq and is a predicted model, not a curated record. Gene Ontology annotation, biological process: mitotic cell cycle phase transition; regulation of cyclin-dependent protein serine/threonine kinase activity. Lineage: Eukaryota; Metazoa; Chordata; Actinopteri; Clupeiformes; Engraulidae. Gene Ontology annotation, cellular component: nucleus; cyclin-dependent protein kinase holoenzyme complex; cytoplasm. Gene Ontology annotation, molecular function: cyclin-dependent protein serine/threonine kinase regulator activity. The transcript has 6 exons. The coding region runs from base 224 to 1336 and encodes 370 amino acids.